AUGAUCUCGGAUAGCCAUAGCAGAGGCCUUUCGGCCACAAAGCGAGCGUUCACUCGACCCGCCAACCUCCAUCUCGCUUGGUCCACCACCAAAUCCGUCGCUUCUCCAUUCAGUCACAGUUCCUCGUUCUCCUCGGCUACGCCCUCUCAAAUUUCAAUCACCUCUUCUAGCUCGACUAACGUCAAGCAGCUUCCUUUCCAGUCUUCACCAAUAGUACGCAUCGACAGACCGCUCUCAUCUCAUCCUUACAGCUCCUUCGUCGCACGACCAGCAGAGAACGAAUGGAUAGCUGAGCUUCAGCCCCGGAUUCAUUCGAGCAUGCACCGGAGUCCCUCGACGCACUCCAGCAGAUCUUCCCUUUCGCGUAGAGGAGAAUCGUCCAAGUCUGUGCUGAAGAGUGGUCACCUGACUUGGAAAGUCAACAGCGACAGCUCCGGCAGAAAAGGAGCGCUCAGUGGAUUCGAGAAGGCUUUACGCAGAAGACAGGCAGUUCGAGACCAUCCUCCAGUCAACGACAAAUUUGUCUUCGUCAAGCUUUAUCAAGAACAACCUUCGACCGAUGAUAUCGUCUUCACUACACCAUGCUACGGCAAGCCUGCUUCAGAGCAACCUUUCGCGUCCGAACCUUUCUUGGCCAGUCCGGGCGCUUGCGAUCCAUCCGCAUUCGACAACGAUGGACUGUCGUCGCUGAUCUCCCCACCAAUCCCAUCCAGCCUAUCUGACCUCAAUCGAUGGGUGCCACCACCGAGCUGGGAUGUUUUCGCCUCAGCGUCCGACGACCACGAUUCCCAGUCCAGAUCGUCCAGCUCCUCAGCUUCAGAUCCUUUGCAAACACCGCAAUCAUCCAAUCCGGGCAGUCCGAAAGAGCGCGAGAUCUUGCUCGACAUUCACUGGCAAGAAGUACCUCGUACUCGAAGACCUUCUGGCUCACAUGACCCGUUGCUGAUGCGACUGCGCAUCACUCACGAAAGCACGGCUGAGAUCCAGUCGAGCUCAACUGAUGUGGACAACGCCACGCACUAUUGUGACAAGCAACUCGUCGUCACUGGCGAGCUUGUCACACAGGCUCGAUCACAAGACUUUUCACUCGAAGCAGGACCACAGCGAAAGCAGCGUAGCAGCGGCCAAACCGCAACUUGUAUUCUGAGUUCUCCCAACUUGGCCGAGCUGAAAGAGUGGCUGUUUAGUAUCGAGGACGCUAUCAUUCAAUGCAAGCGCACCAGCUCUCACCAUUUUCACACUCUUCAGUCAGACGGCUCUAUCCUCGACACCAUCCGUCUCCACGAGGAGAGCGAGGAAGUCCUUAACGACAACAUCAGGUGUCGAAGACCCAAAGGAUUUCAAUCAGCGCCCAUGGCUUCCUCUCGCUCUCUCCCUUCAGCAAGCCUAUACCCUUCAUCAGCAGCCAUCCAGAGUGCGAGAGGCCCAGACUUUUCCCCAUCAACAUUCAUCGACUACUACGCUGCAAGCUCUGGAUCCACCACAACUCUUCCCAACAGUCAAGCCACAACUCCUUCCACCUCAGAUCCGGCCGGGUUGUACGACUUCGAAGAUGCCUACGCUAGCAUCCUCGCCCGCUUCUCCGACUACGAUAUAUCCUCUCCACUGGACAGACUACCGUCGGCACCACUAGACGGCUUCGUACAGCACGCAAGAUCGGGAGGAUUGCUAGAUGUGCCUGUGUCGCCUUGCAACUCCGACUUUCAGGAAUGCCCUUGGGAAGAACAACAGCAGGAACCGACAAGUCCUUUGGACCCUUGGCUGACGCAGCACGGGAUGAGGGUGAGUUUCAGCGUAGCAAGUGCAUGUAUGGAAGAGUUUGCGGAUAAAGAAGUGAUGAAGAUCUUUGCUGAGGGUUUUAGGAGGAGGUCUUCGGCUGGACUACCGGCCGAUAGUCAUCAUCACUGA
Molecule: messenger RNA, 1908 nt
Organism: Ustilago hordei
Lineage: Eukaryota; Fungi; Basidiomycota; Ustilaginomycetes; Ustilaginales; Ustilaginaceae
Exons: 1
Coding region: 1-1908 (635 amino acids)
Source: RefSeq, a predicted model, not a curated record